CACUUCCGGCCUUUCCUUCAAGUCGCCCUUUGCUCUUUCCUCUCGUCCUCAGUGACGGCGACGGUCAUCCAAGAUGAUGACCCCCAUGCGAUACGUGGUGCUUGUUCUAACCAUCAUUAUCAGCUUGCACUUCAUCUUAUCCUUCUCUCAUGAAUCCUAUGGAAAUGCAACUUCUAUCUCUCGCAUCUUCGACGAUGUCCCUCAAGGCCAGUCGCAGCGCGUCCCAGAGGAGUAUUAUUGGCACGACAAUACUACGGCUAUUCAAGGCCGUCGCGCCAAUGCAGCCAUUGUCAUGCUUGCGCGUAACAGCGACCUCAAGGGCAUCAUCAAGAGCAUGAAGCAGAUGGAGGACCGCUUCAACAAGAAGUUCAAGUACCCAUAUGUUUUCCUCAAUGAAGAGCCCUUCAACGACAAGUUCAAAGAGAGCAUCACUGAGUUGACGGAUGCGAAAGUAGAGUUCGGUCUCAUUCCUCAUGACCACUGGUUCCAGCCCGACUCGAUUGACGAAGAGAAGGCUACUGCUGCGCGCAAUAAAAUGGCCGCUGACAAUGUAAUCUAUGGAGGCAGCCUCCCAUACCGGAAUAUGUGUCGGUUUAACUCCGGGUUCUUCUACAGACAUGAGCUCCUCGCCAAGUACAAGUACUACUGGAGAGUGGAGCCAGACGUCACUUUCUUCUGUGACCUCGACUACGACCCUUUUCUGUACAUGCAAGACCAUGAAAAGGUUUAUGGAUUCACUAUCGCCCUCCCCGAGUACCCUGCGACCAUCGAAACACUCUGGGAUACGGUUCGCGACUUUAUGAAGGAGAACCCAGAGCUCAUCCCGAGUGACAACGGCAUGGGCUUCCUCUCAGAUGACGGCGGUCUUACCUACAAUCGGUGUCACUUUUGGUCGAACUUUGAGAUCGGUGACCUUGACUUCUGGCGAGGCGAGGCUUACGGCAAGUUCUUCGAACACCUCGACCGCGCCGGCGGGUUCUACUAUGAACGUUGGGGUGAUGCGCCCGUGCACUCCAUUGGCGCGGCGCUCCUCGCGCCCAAGGACAAGUUGCACUUCUUCCAUGACAUUGGCUACCGCCACGAACCUUUCCAGCGCUGCCCACAGAGCGAUGACCACAAACGGGGGAAGUGCUGGUGCGAUGCUUCCGAGAAUUUUGACUACGAUUGGUACUCGUGUCUUCCCAAGUUCGACCGAUUGUUUACGUAGACAUGGCCUCGGCGCAGCGCGCGGGGUCGAUAAGAUGGACAGACACCCGCUAUGCGACAUCUCAAUAAGUAUGUACGUGCGACGGCUAUUUAAUUAUUGCAGGUCAUAAUGAUAUUGCAUUACUGUGUGCCAUGUGAAUGUAUGAGAUGAAUCGAACCAGCGGGUCAUCUACAUAUGCAGAACUAGUAGUGGAAACAUAUGUACAACGUCACUGUGCUGGCGUCCAUGUUCAUCCCCCGCUUUACUCCAGCGAGGAAGAUGUGGGUAUUAUGAUAAUAUGGACUGCGAGUAGU
Molecule: messenger RNA, 1500 nt
Organism: Heterobasidion irregulare TC 32-1
Lineage: Eukaryota; Fungi; Basidiomycota; Agaricomycetes; Russulales; Bondarzewiaceae
Product: glycosyltransferase family 15 protein
Exons: 11
Coding region: 74-1207 (377 amino acids)
Biological process (GO): protein N-linked glycosylation; cell wall mannoprotein biosynthetic process
Cellular component (GO): Golgi apparatus; membrane
Molecular function (GO): alpha-1,2-mannosyltransferase activity
Source: RefSeq, a predicted model, not a curated record